AUGGCGGUUUCCAUAUUGUCGCCUCUGGCGAUCGUUUUUCUGUUGCUUUCGGGUCUCUUUGCUGUCAAUGCCACAAAUUCCACAAAGUUUACGCCAGAAGCUAUGCUCAGCGCCCCACGGCGAGGCACUGCAUUACCCAAUUCUGAAGGGACGCUGGCACUGUAUACACUUUCCACUCAUAGUUUCGAGACUCAUAAAAAUGCUCAUGGUCUUUAUCUCAUGGACAUAUUAAAUGGCACAUCCUGGCUUUUCACCAAUUCCAGCGCCAUUGGUGAAGCUACCUGGUUAGGUGACGGAAAUACCAUAUUGUGGACUGUAUCUGAGGAUGACGGGACCAUGAGUUUAUUGGUUGGUGAUGCAACGGCACCGAGUGCUGAACCAAUAUCUGCUGGUUCUGUACCAGGUUCAAUCAGUGGUAUCAAACUUGUUGAGAUCAGCAACGGCACUUUUGGUGUCGCAUUUUCUGGCACAGCUGCUCCGAAUGGCACAUUAUAUAAUUCGGCACUGGCGGAGACGCCGGUCUCGACGGGCAGAAUGUAUACCCAGAUCUUCGUCCGACAUUGGGAUACCUACCUCACACCCCAAAGAAACAGCAUCUGGUACACCACACUUUCAGCCACGACAACGAACGGGACUGCAGGCUAUACACUUGGCGAUCCAGUCAAUGCUCUCAAUGGCACUGGUAUGGAGUCGCCUACCCCGCCAUUUGGUGGCACAGAUGAAAGUUACGACAUCUCCACUUAUGGACUUGCCUUCAUCGCCAAGGACAUCACCCUGAACCAGGCCACAACCACAAAGUCGGAUGUCUACUUUGUUCCAUUAACCACAUUCCAAGAGCCAGCACCUGAACCCCAAAUUGUCAGCACUCCUGGCAUCGAGGGUGCAUCAGAUGGAGUUGUGUUCUCGCCUUGUGCUCCGUCCAUUGCUUUCGUCCGUCAAAAAGGCAUCUCGUAUGAGAGCGACAAAAAUCGAAUCUUCUUAGUUUCGGACGUCACAAAGGACCUUACAGCAACCGAGUUCUAUUCUUCAGAGGAUGGGCUCGGAGCUUGGGAUCGAAGUCCAGGAGCAGUCUUCUGGAGUCAAGAUGGGAAGACGAUCUAUGCGGAAGCUGAGGACUAUGCUCGUGUGAGAUUGUUCAGUCUUCCAGCUGAUCCUAGAGAAGCAACUGAGCUUCCAAACUUAAUCUUCAAGGACGGCGCAGUUUCAGAUGUGAGGUUUUUAGGCAAUGAUAAACUGCUCAUCAGCAGUACGAGCUUCAUUGACAACUCGCUUUACUUCGCCGUCGACCCUACUGCGUCAGCUGCAACGAAUGCUUCUUCCGGUAUCAAUUUAAUGUCUGCAAAUCUCGGCAACGGUACUAAUUACGGUCUAUCCAAGAGCCAAGUUUCUGAAGCCUUCUACAAAGGCGAUGGUGAUUACUUGGUACACACAUGGAUCAUUCGACCAUCCUUCUUCAACGAGAAUGAAACUUACCCGCUCGCUUUCUACGUUCACGGCGGACCUCAAGGCUCAACAGACGACGCCUGGUCCACCCGCUGGAACAUGAUGGUUUACGCCGAACAAGGCUAUGUCGUUGCAGCCUUCAACCCUACCGGCUCUUUCGGCUUCGGCCAGAACCUAACCGAUGGGAUCCAGAACCAGUGGGGCGGUCGUCCUUACAAUGAUCUCGUCCUUGGCUGGGAUUACAUCUCCGAAAAUAUUCCAUAUGUAGACACCAACCGCUCGAUGGCUCUUGGGGCCUCGUAUGGAGGCUACAUGAUGUACUGGAUCCAAGGCCACGACUUGGGUCGAAAAAUGAAAGCCAUCUUCGCCCAUGAUGGGUCCUUCAACACGCUAUCCCAAUACUCAUCCGAAGAACUCUGGUUCAUGCAACACGAUUUCAACGGUACGCUCUGGGAGAACUGGGAUAACUACGCGCGCUGGAAUCCUGCAAAUCACACCGAUCAAUGGGCUACUCCUCAACUGAUCGUACAUAAUGAGUUGGAUUACAGGUUACCGAUUGCGGAGGGAUUGGCAGCUUUUAAUAUUCUGCAAACGAAGGGUGUUCCGAGUAAAUUCUUGAGCUUCCCGGAUGAAAAUCAUUGGGUUUUGAAUGCGGAGAAUAGUUUGGUCUGGCAUAAGACGGUGCUUGAUUGGUUGAAUGGGUAUGUGGGGUUGCCGAAGUAUAGUCAGCCGGGUGAUGAAGAUUUCAGGGCUACGUUGAUGAAUGGGCCUUGGAUUUAUUGA
Mollisia scopiformis is the source of this 2226-nucleotide messenger RNA. Its product is annotated as dipeptidyl-peptidase-like protein V. Gene Ontology annotation, molecular function: serine-type endopeptidase activity. The record is from RefSeq and is a predicted model, not a curated record. Gene Ontology annotation, biological process: proteolysis. Bases 1 to 2226 code for a protein of 741 amino acids. The transcript is spliced from 4 exons. NCBI's taxonomy places the organism in Eukaryota, Fungi, Ascomycota, Leotiomycetes, Helotiales, Mollisiaceae.